Mastomys coucha (southern multimammate mouse) is the source of this 795-nucleotide messenger RNA. RefSeq names its product heterogeneous nuclear ribonucleoprotein A1-like. The transcript is spliced from 2 exons. Gene Ontology annotation, molecular function: RNA binding. NCBI's taxonomy places the organism in Eukaryota, Metazoa, Chordata, Mammalia, Rodentia, Muridae. The record is from RefSeq and is a predicted model, not a curated record. The coding region runs from base 1 to 795 and encodes 264 amino acids.
AUGUCUAAGUCAGAGUCUCCCAAGGAGGCAGAACAGCUGCGGAAGCUCUUCAUUGGAGGGCUGAGCUCUGAGACAACUGACAAGAGUCUGAGGAGCCAUUUUGAGCAAUGGGGAACACUAACCGACUGUGUGGUAAUGAGAGAUCCAAACACUAAGAGAUCCAGGGGCUUUGGGUUUGUCACAUACGCCACUGUGGAAGAAGUGGAUGCUGCCAUGAAUGCAAGACCACACAAAGUGGAUGGAAGAGUUGUGGAACCUAAGAGAGCUGUGUCAAGAGAAGAUUCUCAGAGACCAGGUGCCCACUUAACUGUGAAAAAGAUCUUUGUUGGCUGUAUUAAAGAAGACACUGAAGAACAUCACCUGCGAGAUUAUUUUGAGCAGUAUGGUAAGAUUGAAGUGAUAGAAAUUAUGACUGACAGAGGCAGUGGAAAAAAGAGGGGCUUUGCUUUUGUCACCUUUGAUGACCAUGACUCUGUGGAUAAGAUUGUUAUUCAGAAAUACCAUACUGUGAAUGGCCACAACUGUGAAGUAAGAAAGGCUCUGUCGAAGCAAGAGAUGGCUAGUGCUUCGUCCAGCCAGAGAGGUCGAAGUGGUUCUGGGAACUUUGGUGGUGGUCGUGGAGGUGGUUUUGGCGGCAAUGACAAUUUUGGUCGAGGAGGGAACUUCAGUGGUCGUGGUGGCUUUGGUGGCAACAGUGGUGGUGGUGGAUAUGGUGGCAGUGGGGAUGGCUAUAAUGGAUUUGGCAAUGACGGAAAUGUCACACGGCCAAGAAAUCAGCAGCUGGGGCUGAAGUGA